Nothobranchius furzeri (turquoise killifish) is the source of this 12499-nucleotide messenger RNA. Lineage: Eukaryota; Metazoa; Chordata; Actinopteri; Cyprinodontiformes; Nothobranchiidae. The record is from RefSeq and is a predicted model, not a curated record.
ACACACACACACACACACACACACACACGUUAACUGUGUUUCUGCAUGAUGCUGGUAUUCCACUAAGACGGUGUGGUUGGACUAAUUAGAGUGGAAUGCUGCAGCUGCUGUGCUGCUUAGGUGUUAUGCAGCCAAACACAGCCAGCUUUUAUUUUGGUUGUUUAACAAGUCUGCACGUAACUCACUCUCUGUGCACCGAUCCCUGGUGUGCCACAGACUCCCCAUGCCCCCCUCACUUUAACUUAUAAUAAUAAAGCUCCUGCCUGAUGGAGGUGCCGCAGCACAGCCUUGACUGAACGCUGACUCUGCUCCUCUGCUCCAGAGUUGCAUAAGCAGUUGUUUUACCCAAGUUUGCUGAAGAUCAUUAUUAUUAUUAUUUAUUAGAUGCAUGCUGUGUAAUGGUAACUUACACCCACCCUGAGUUAUUAGCUUUGUUUAUAAGUAUAUAAUAGCAUUGCCACUAUGUCUCAGUUAUAAUAAAGUAAUGAUAAAUAUUUAUAUUCAGGAGAUGACCCAUUCCUGGCCUCCUCCGCUCACAGCAAUACACACUCCCGGGAAAGCGGAUCAGACCAAGUUCCCCAUUCCAAACAAGGAGUCCCAGCAUGUGACCUCAGGCUACACCACCCAGAAGCGAUGCACCAUUCCUGCUGCUAAACCUGCAACUGCACCACAGAAGUCAAUGCUGGAAGAUGACCUGAAGAUCAGCAGCGACGAGGAAGAAGCUGAACAACAGGUGUCGGACAAGAGCAAAGCCAGAGGCACGGCCCACAGCGGCGCAUCGGGGAGCAGCAGCGAAUCAGAGAGCAGCUCGGAGUCUGACACCGACGAGUCUGAGAGCAGCUCCAGUGACAGCGAGUAUAACCAGGCCUCACGCACCAACACUCCAGAGCCGGAGCCCCCUUCUACCAACAAGUGGCAGCUGGACAGCUGGCUGAACAAGGUCCAAGCUCAGACCAAAUCCCUGGUUACCCCACAGCCAGAGCACAACUGCACAGGCUCCGUCAGCCAGGAUCCACAGACGUUCUCUCCAGAGACUGAAGCGGGUGGUCCAGCUGCCAAGACCAAGUCCUGUGGUUCCACCAGUACACCAGCUCCAGCUGUGCCUGCAGUAGAGCACAAGGACACGAGGACACCACUGUGCUCGGGCAGGGAGAAGGCCAAAGUCAAGCUCAGCCAGAAGGCCUCUGGGGAGGGUCAGAAGUCAAAGACCAGGCUGUCGCCGGGCUUGUUGUCAGGGCAGGAGGUCACGACCCCAAGGAGGAACACCACUGGGAAGAAACAGCCGAGACGGCCAGAGAGGUCAACCAGUGUGGAAGAAACUCCGAACCAGACAUGGAGCAGAACCAGCCAGCACAGCCCCACAGCGAGAGAGAGGGACCUGUUGCCUCCUCCUCCCCCGGAGCACCUGAACCCCCCAAGGCCACGGAACAAGCCUGUCAGCGGGAAGACGGCCCCGAGGAAAGAACCUCGUGGCACCACCAGCUCCAGCAGCGGCAUGGCCGCUCCACCACCAGCGCUGCAGCCAGCCCCUUUGCCACUUCCUGCUGUCACUAUAAACCAGGACAAGAGGAAGCACAGAGGUCCCAGCACCAGAAUCACACCUAAGUCCAAAGAAUUCAUCGAAACAGAUUCCUCCUCCUCCUCCUCGUCAGAAUGCCAGUCGGACGCUGACGAAGCUAUCAAAAUGUCCUCCCUGCCACCCCAGACGGCACGCGCCGCCAUUAACACGCAAACUCUGUCCAACACACACGCGCCUCUCCUCCCAUGCCUUGGUCCUGCCAGCAGCGCCGGGAAUCUGGAAACGUUUGCAGGAACAGGAAUCCGAGUCAAAGAUGGCAGCAGUGUGACCAGUAACGGCACGGGCAGCGGCGCCAACGGCAGCUGCUGCAGCUCGCUGGGCAUCAGCAACAUAGGUGCUUCAUUUGGGAAUUCUGUUCCCGAUCCGGGAGGGUUAGAAGGGCAGAGUAAAGAUGUAGAGUCCGUGUCGCCUCCUAACGUGCGACACGAGCUGCCUCUCUCUCCCCUGAGGGAGUACCAGGAGAUUCAGAGUUUAUGGGUGAAAAUUGACUUGAGUUUUCUCAGCAGGGUGCCAGGUCAGAGUGUGGGGGAGAGAUCCAGGGUGGCACCUGCAGAACGGGACGGGAGUGCUGGGAGGGACAGAGUGGUCACAGAGAGAGAGAGAGACAGGUUAACAAAGGGAGAGAGACAGGAGGAAGAACAUGAGCACAUAGUGAAGGACAGAGACAGGCCAGGUGACAGAGACACGUUACCAGACCGAGAGAGGCAGACGGACAGAGAGGACAGGGACAGGCUUGCAUCAGGAGACAGAUUAACAACCAGAGACAGAGAGAAGAUCUGCCCAGGUCCGGGAGUGGUAGACAAUGCCCCAGUCCAGGAGCAGAGUAUUCCCAGGCUGGCUGGGAGGAUGGAGAGGGUGGAGAGUGGAGGUAAACACAGACGGCAGGCAGCAGCAAACAUGGUGGCUCUGACAGAAACACACACCAGCAAGAGCAAGAGGAAACACAAGUCGGAACGGCCGGAAUCAUCAGUGAGGUGUAACAAGAAGCUACGUCUGGACAAAGACUGUCUGCUCCUCCCACCGUGCAUCUCCCCCAUAUACAAUCAUAAAAGCAGCUCCUCGGACAGCUCUCUAAACAGGAAGCAAGCUCAACGGCAUGACGAGAAGCUCCUCCCACCCCUGCUGUCCCCGCUGUCUGAUGAACCUCCUCGCAAGCGAACCUGUCACAGCAGCUCUUCUCUCAGCGAGGAGGGCAGCGCCAUCGGAGUGCUGCCCUGUCCCACAUCGUCCUCUUCCACCUCCUCUUCCUCACACAGACACCGGAGAGGGGACGGAAAGGCUUCGGCACAUGUGAGGAGUGGGACCGAGACGGAGCCUCGUGGCGAUAAACCACAUGGAGACGGUUACCGUGCCAACGGUCACUCUGGCUCUGAGGUGUGGCCAGAGACACAGACUGAUCCCGCAGAAGCACGCAGGCCGAGGCUGACGUUCACGGACACUGUCCACAGCGCAGAGUACUACAUGCAGGAGGCGAAGAGGCUGAAGCACAAGGCCGAUGCGUUGAUGGACAAGUUUGGCAAAGCGGUGAACUACGCAGACGGCGCCCUGUCAUUCAUAGAGUGUGGAAACGCCAUGGAGCGAGAUCCGCUGGAGGCCAAGUCGCCGUACACCAUGUACUCCGAGACUGUGGAGCUCAUCAGGUACGCCAUGAGACUGAAGAACUUCAGCAGCCAUUCAGCCACCAUCUUUGAGAAGAGGCUGGCUGUGCUGUGCAACCGCUGUCUGUCUCUGCUGUAUCUGAGGAUGUUCCAUCUGAAGAAAGACCACGCUGUCAAGUACUCACGGUCGCUCAUGGAGUACUUUAAGAAUUCAGCAAAGAGUUCCCACCAAGCCCCGUCUCCCUGGAGGACCAAUGGAAAGGUCAACGGGACUCCAUCACCCCUGGCACUCAGCCCGUCUCCGGCCAGCAGCGGUGGACUAGCAGCAGCAACAGCGGGAGGAGGGGGGGUGGGUGCAUCGGGGUCAUCAGGGUCAUCAGGUAGUGUGGCAAUUCCCCACCGGAUUCACCACAUGGCUGCCAGUCAUGUUAACAUCACCAACAACAUCCUGAGGAGCUACGAGCACUGGGAGACGGCCGAUAGGCUGGCUGCUGACAGCAGAGACUUCUUCCAGGACCUGGACUCAGCCACCAGACCGCUGAGUCAGCAGAGCAGCAUGACCGAGCUGGUGCGCUACAUCAGACAGGGACUGCACUGGCUUCGCAUGGAGGCUCAGCUGUUGUAAAGACUGGAGCAAGCGUCCAAUGAAACCAAAUAAGGAAAUGUUGGUGGAGGGUCGAGGAACUAGAGCCGGAGGAGGCCCAUGACAAUGCCUCACCACCUGCUGAAAUCCUUCAAAUGAUCCAACACCGUGACGGGUCAUUAGUGGGUUAAAAUUCACCUGUAGUUCGAACCAAACCUUGUCUGAGUCUGGAGGCUCAUCAGCCUCAGCAGAUGCUCAGGAGCAGGAGUAGGACUGGAGUUAAAGCCUCAGGCUCAUGUUGAUCCAGCUGGAUCAGUAGAGGUCCAGGGGCCGUGGCCCCUCAGGCUGGAGUCCUCCCCACCCCCUCCAGACACCACCCACCAGAGGUGUGCACACCUGGAUUAUGAUUGCAGUCACAAUAUUCAAAGUGCCACAGCUUCUUAGAUUAAUGACGUUUUCAGAGUUUUACUAUCUGAAAUGUAAGAAAAAGUUUUAUUAGAGGAGUUCAGCCUGAAGCCAAAAGACCACAAUGUCCGAUUUUACUGCUUAUUGGUGAUUAAUAAACACUAAAUAGGAUUUGUUUAGAAGGAGAAACUGAAUGAUUGGAAAGCACAAAGCAGUAGAGAGGAAUGGAUUAAUGGCAUUGUUAUCACAUUGAUAACCUUAAAAAAGAGACGUACUGGUGCUAAAACCAGUGUCUCUCUCUGGCUGCUGGGGACAAAUAGGAGACACUAAACUGAGAAAAAAUACAGACAUUUUCAGAUGGAAUCACAAGGAGUUGGUGCCUAAAACCGUUAUGUUACAACUCUGAGUAUUGUAACAUGUUCUCAUGAACAAAAUUGUCAAAUUUGGAGUUGGAUUUGUCCCUACAUCUCCCAAAACUGUCUCACUCUCCUCCCAAAACUGUCUCACAGUACUCCUGAAGUUUUCUCACAGUCCACUCGAUGCUGUCUCAUGGUCCUCCCAACGCUGUCUUAUAGUACUCCCAAAGCUGUCUCACAGCACUCCCAAAGCUGUCUCAAAGUCCUCCUGAAGCUUUCUCACAGUCCACUCGAUGCUGUCUCACAGUCCUCCCAAAGCUGUCUUAUAGUUCUCCCAAAGCUGUCUCACUCUCCUCCCAAAACUUUCUCACUUUCCACCCAAAGCUGUCUCACAAUCCUCCUGAAAUUUUCUCACAGUCCACUUGAUGUUGUCUCACAGUUCUCCCAAAGCUGUCUCAAAGUCCUCCUGAAACUUUCUCACAGUUCACUCGAUGCUGUCUGACGGUCCUCCUAAAUCUCUCUUGUAGUUCUCCCAAAGCUGUCUCAAUGUCCUCCCAAAGCUGUCUCACAGUACACCCAAAGAUUGCUCUGACCCUUCCAAAUGUUAUCUUACAGUCAAAGCCUUCUCCAACAUCUCCCAAAGCUGUCUCAAAGACUCCCAUAGCUGUGUCACAGUCCUCCCAUUGCUGUCUCACAUUUGUCUCAAAGCUGACUCACAGUUCUCCCAAAGCUGUCUCCAACCCCUCCUAAAUCUAUAUCCCUUUUUCCUCCAAAAGUUUUCUCACAUGUCUUCCGCUUUCUGCCUCAGAAAAGAAAGUGAGAACAACUCUAGCUCACCAACAGCUGCAUUUAGGUGAAAACCUGACUUUGGAAGCUAGUUUUCUGGAUAAAUAUAAUAAAAAGUUACAUUUUUUAUGAGGUUGACAUGACUGUUUUUGGGGAGGAGGUGAGGCUUCCUUCAGAGGAGAGAUGUCCAAAUAUCAGGGAAUAAGACUCCAAAUUCUGCCAUCUGAAACUCAACUCUGAUGAGGCAAUCUCCUAGUUCCUGAAACAGAUGCACCGGAGCUUUUUUCCCCAGAGUAUGACCUACAAGGUAUUCAUUCCUACUAGAGAUUGCUGCAAAUGUAUCGAUUAAAUGAGUAUUCCACCUUUAAAAACACUCAAACAUCAGUCAGCUCCUGUUAUGUGUGAGCCGUUUGUUCUUAAGUCAAAGCAAAAGUGAAACUAACUUAGAGAUUUCAACACCGUUUUAGGUCUCCAGCCCUCCUCCAGCUCCUGAUGAAAGCAGCGCUUUCCCCUCUGGCCCAACAAAGCGCUGGUUUUUAUAGCCAGAUUAUAUCAGUGGUGGAACCAGAAAGAGCUCUGGCUCUGGUUUAGCACUGGGACCAGUUUGGUGUUUGAACUAAAGCUGAACCACGCUCUCUCCAUCUUUAUUUCAUGGUUGAAAUGUUAAAAUAUGUGGAGUAGACAGAAGUGAGCGAUCCAGACAGGAAGUUCUGGGUUGGAACGCUGACGCAGAUUAUUUUUAAUCUUCACUUAAAAAACAAACUGACUUUUUAAAAAAUGGUUUAAAGUGGAAAAAAUGUGAACAUUUCCUACAUUAGGACUGAUUUCUAUCAACUGCGUCUUUCUUGUCCUCCUCUUCCUGUAUGGGCUGCUCAGAUCUAGUUCUCACUAAGGUGUCAAACACUUACAUGAUGGGGGGGUACUAAAAGUUUGGGUACAAUUUGGCUCUAUUUAGGCCCCACCCACAUGCUGGACAAGGUAACGCUGACGUCUGAUCCGGCGCUCCGAUGUCAAAGUAACCCUGUCACUUUGUACAGAUCAGAUCGUCUGCCGGGUCUCCUUUAGCUGUGUUGUUGGUGUGUAUAUGUGUACAGCUGAUUGUCUAGUCUAUCUAAAUCAUUUCUGAACAACCAUGAUGUUUGUGUACCAUAAUGUACAGAUUGUGACUCGCUGUAUGUUUGUUUUUGGUUUUUUGAUUGUCAUGUGAAUGAUUGGAAUGAGGAAGUGAAGCGAGUUAAUUUGGUAUUGAUGAAUACGUGUGUGUGUGUGUGUGUGUGUGUGUGUGUGUGUGUGUGUGUGUGUGUGUGUGUGUGUGUGUGUGUCCAUGGCUGCAUUUACACAGAACCAAAGCUGAGGUGAUUUUGAACUCUUUGUGGUGCAUUUACAAGCAGACCCACCAUUUCCGUGUGGUUUCUCCUCUGUUGCUCUUUGUGCUACAAAAGCCUAAAAUCUGCUUGUGCUGCUUCCAGUAAAUCAGCCCAUCCAGCAUGAGAUUUACACGUUUGGAGUCACGUCGCCAUCGCUGAAUGUGUGUGGAAGACCACAUGGAUGUGGAAAGUAAUUUUUACUUUACCAUAAAAAAAGAACGAAAGAAACUUAAGUGCCUCUAAUUGCGUCCAGUUGGAAUUGCUCUAUUUAUUUAAAGAAACAAAGAAUGGGUUGAACAAAAUUUCAUACCAUAUUGGUAUAAAUAUGAGAUUGUUUUUCGUAAAAUCAGAUGUCUCCAUAAGCUUUUUACUGGCGUUAAUGACGAUGCCAGGGGUUGGCUUUAAGACUCGAAGCAACGAGUGAUUAAACGUGUUGAAUUAGCGUCACUUGCUGUAUUUUUCUUUUCUUGAUGAUUUGAACAAGUUUCAGUUUGUCUGAAAUGCCUGAAACUUUAAAAUCAUUGCAUGCAAUAAACAGUAGCUUCAGACCAACAACUGCUUGUGUCCAUUUCAAGAAAGAAAAACAAAAUCUGUCUCUUUUUUUUUGUCUAUCCUGAUUCCAUCAGCGUAUGAAUGUUUGACCUGAGGAGAGCUGUAUGCUAGCAGGAACAGUCAGGAACCCUGAAGACAAGUUGAGGGUCUAUCUACUGCUUCCUCUCAGCUGAGGGUAAAACGACUCCUUUUACCUUCCACGCUAACAAAGUUAGCCAAAUUUAGCAUUCAGUUCAGCAGGCGGCCACUCAGGCUCUGGCCUUAGCUAACAGAAUCUGUGCACCAGUACAUGCUAACAAACACUCUGGACUCUGUAGUGUGUGAUAAUAAAAGCUAAGCAGGCGUUUCCACCCGAUGCAUAAGCGUUGCGUGACGUUUGUGAAACGUAGCACGCAGCAGUUAGCCGCGGUUAGUGGAUGGGCGCAUUUCCACAGACUGCAAGGUUUAGAACUGGCCCAGAAGCGUAGGUAUGGGUUGAGCUUUGAGUGUAUAUUUUAUUCGCUCCCACAGUCCUAAGAUCAGCUGUUCAGACUGGGCCAGGCAGGAAGUCUAACACAAGAGCAGUGUAAAGCAUCUGGAAACUUUCAAAAUAAAAGUCACAUUCACAUUUCCAAUUGCUGAGCUAGUAAAAAAAAAGUUCCUGAUUUCCUGUGAAUCCUUCAUAAUGGAGGUAAACAGAACAGAAAAUAACUCUCAGACCUUUUAGGAUAUGUGCUGCCAUCACGAUAACUUCUGAAAUCACGCAUGGUGUUGCAAUACUCUGGUGAUUUUGUGACCUCGCAUGACCAAAAGUGUGACAUGCUUUGGAUGUGAUUUAGCUUCUAAAACACUCCAGGUGGGAUGGGAACCCACAGGUAAAAUGUCCUGUAUUUCAUAUGGUGCCUUCUGGAGUUUCAGAACCCCCCAAGGUGCUUUACAAUACAAUCAUUCACCCGUUCUCACAUGCAUUCCCUCCCUGGUGGUGAUGAGCUGCAGUGUAGCUACAGCUGCCCUGGGGGAGAAAACCUCAACCCUCUGAUUGCCGGACAACCCGCUAAAACGCGUCUAUUACAUUACGCGCCGCUCAUGCACCUAGUGGAAAGUCUCGGUAAUGCUCCAUCUUCCAUUUUACUAUUACAGCUAGUUAAGGACUUACGGAAAAACAAAAAGAAGAACAAACAUGUGUUUUUGAGAUUAAAGUCUAAAUAUUGGAAGAAUAAGUUAAAAACUGUUUCCAGAAUAAAUUGGCGGUGUGUAUUUUCCCCUGGUGAUAGGGGGCAGUACAUAUUAGCAAGCAGUACUUUUGUGUUCGAGAAGGACCUUACCAACGGAUGGCCAUUAGGGUGAAAAAUCCCCGGGGUUCUAACGAGUACUUCCUCAUAUCGUUCAACCUCCAGCAAAAUGACGAGCACAUCAAACUGCUUUUCAUCACUGGCAACGAGCGAAGAGGCAAAUGUGUAAAACAACAACGACAACCCAGCUUGUCGGAUCCUCUUAAACAAAAAUGUGUUUAUUUUUACUGGUUUUCUGUAAAACCCACACUAAUACUGCAGCUUUGAUGCAGUUCCAAGUGCAAAAGUAUUAUGUUAAUAUUAAAAGCUACAACAUGACAAAAGACACAUAGAUAUUUGUGCCAGCGCUGCUAAACGUUUUGAUUCUUUUAAUCUCAAAAUAGAUUUUCUAUAUUUUAACUUUUUUAAACCCUUACCCAUUUUCUCACUACUUUUGUUUUGAGCUUUUUGACUUUCAUCCCAAACUGGGUAAUCAACAGAAUCUGGGCCCUGAAACACAUCAGAAAACCCUGCGUUAGCAUGAUCCUGCUACCAAUCAGGCAAGCAUUCAGAAACCGGACCAACUCUGGAGUGUUAGAACUUCCCUAAGCCCAAGAAGCAUGGAGUAGUGUAACUUGGUGAUGAACAGAAAAGGACUAGCUGUUUGUUGUUUAUGCUAUAAGCUAAGCUAGCCAGCUAUGCUACUUGCGUCAUGUUUCCCACCUGCCGGAUGCACAGUUCUGAGAAUGUUUGCCUGGAGAGAAGAAACUCAGAGCCCACUUUGUCCCGGUUUACACAACGAGAUAAUGCCAACUCCUCCCUGAUUACACUCUAAAGAUAAUCUUCGCAGAUAUUCCUGCCAUGUGUGGUGUGUUAAGAGUGAUCUGGAGGGACUGAUCGGAGGCACAACUGGAUUGCUCCGAUCAUAAAUCGAGGAUAUUCAAAAUGUUGGAUUGUCUUGGUCUGAUUUCGAUGACAAACAAAUUUACUUCCUGUUGUGUAGCCAAUCAGAAAGUGAGGCUGGAGAACUAUGCUCCCUCUCCGCCAUGUUUGUUUACUCCAAAGUCAAAUUUGAUCUUGAGAGGUUUUGCGAGCUUUCCAGUCUGGCUGGGGAAUGUUCACCACGCGCUGUAGGACCAAAACCGAUCUUUUUUUUAUCCCGCCGUGUGAACAGAGCCUUACCAGAUGUUAGUAAUCACCAAUUCCCAGUGAUUACCCGGAGAGUCCCAGUUAGCCAAACAAAUGUCUCCUCAACCAUGUUUCUUUGAUCCAGACCAGACCAAACCCUAACCACUUCAACGACGUUUGAUGCAGUUUUGUUCUGUGGUGAAAAAAAUGCCCGUCUCUGCUGAACUCGUGCUACACAUGUGUGUCCUGGAAAUACUCCGCGUGGCUCAGUCAUACUGCUGGCAUCUCAUUAGAGAUCCCAUUAGUUGCUUUUGCAUUAUCACAGUUGUCAACAUAUUUAUGAAAAGCAGCAAAGCACCAGCGAUUACAAUGGAAAGCUAAAUAGACUGAUUGAUUUCUGACAGCAGAUGGUAGCACGAUGAUAGUACUGGGAUAAUCUCUCCAACAGUGAUGAGUCUCUCUAAAAGUUAUUUGCAAUUCAUAAAAUCACAGAUAUGCUCUAAUUGCUUCGGAGUGCCGAAGCUGCAUCCAACUGAAACUUGGAGUGUUACAACGAAAAAGGUUGUUUUCUUUUCAUUUUGCUCUUUUCUCAAAGCUUUUCCCUUCCAUCGGGAUUUUUAAUUUUGCUGUUUAUGUUUUACAAAUGCAUGAGUUAAUUCUCCUCCUACAUGCGGAGUCUGUUUUGUUAUCUAGAGGAUACCUUCUAGCAUCGUGGUUUGUGCUUUGGAAACCAUGUUGGAUUUUACUACCUUUCACCAAUAUUUUUAUUAAGAUUUAAUUAUAAUGAGAAACAAUAAAGACUUUCAGGGGGAACUAAUUGUUUUUGCUCAUGUUUUUUUGACCUAAUAUCACAGAUAUUCUCCUCUAGUAAGUAAGCUUUACCUCUCACAGACAAAAAGGUCACAAAGUGCUUCACAAGUUAAAACAACACACCAAAAGGCUACUAUAAAAUACAGUCACAAUAUACAUAAAAAGUCGUAUACAGCCAAUCCGCAUACAAAAUAUGUUUGGAACGCCCGGAGAAACAAAUGGGUUUUCAGAUUGCUCUUAAAAGCAUCAACGGAGUUGAGUGGACGUAAGAACAGAGGUAACUCAUUCCAGAGCCUUGGUGCGACGGCCUGGGAUGAGCAAUCUCCUCGUGUCUUGAAUCGAGUACGGGGGACCAUAAGAAGAUUUUGAUCCAACAAUCUCAACCUCUAAAGCUCCUCUAAAUCCGAAACCAUGGUCUUGAGUCUGAAAAAGGUAGAAUGUCUUCUCAGGGAUGAGGUCCUGCCCCAAGCGAAGGAGUUUAAGUAUCUCGGGUUCUUGUUCACGAGUGAGGGAAAGAUGGAGCGUGAGCAGUUGUGCUGCAUCUGCAGUGAUGCGGGCGUUGUACCGGUCUGUCGUGGUGAAGCUCUCGAUCUACCGGUCGAUCCUACCCUCACCUAUGGUCACGAGCUUUGGGUGACCGAAAGAAUGAGAUCACGGAUGCAAGCGGCUGAUAAGAGUUUUCUCUGUUGGGUGGCUGAACUCUCCCUUAGAGAUAGGGCGAGAAGAUCAGCCAUCCGGGAGGGGCUCUGAGUAGACCUGCUGCUCCUCCACAUCGAGAGGAGCCAGUUGAGGUGGCUCGGGCAUCUGGUCAGGAUGCCUCCCUGGUGAGGUUUUCUGGGCACGACCAACUGGGAGGAGACCCAGGACAUGCUGGAAGGACUAUGUCUCUCGGCUGGCCAGGGAGCACCUUCAGGUUCCUCCUGAGGAGUUGACCUAAGAAGGUGGGGAGAGGGAGGUCCCGACCAGGUUCCGGAUAAACUGCUGAAAAUGGAUGGAUCACAGAUAUUUUCAGCAGUGAUGAAAUGUUCUGAUUACCAAUCAGAUGGGUUGUCUGGUUUUGAGUUGCCAGGAUGUAGAAAACACCCAAACAACAGUUUCAGGUUGAGGUUGAGGGUUCAUGCGUCGUAAAUGUUGUGGAGGAGUAACAGGAGCUGCUGUGGGGUCGAUCCUCUCGUUUAAUCGACUCCACCGCAAUAACAGAAUAACGAUUCAGGAGGCGCCAAAAACAUGUGAUCUGGGUGUGAGUGGAGCCCCCUGGUGGACAGCAUUACCCUUUGUCCCAACGGCAGCGUAGGCAUCGUUCUUUUCUCCUUAGUUUCCCUCAGGAAGACUUUGAUUGCGUAGCAGAAACAUUUAACGAGUUUUUUUGCUCUACAGCCCCAAACGCUGCCGCAAACCGUCCAUGUUUUCGUCCCAAAUUACUCUUCUGAAACAAUCCUAACGUUCAUUUUUGACUCGUGCGUAGCAAGUCUGUGGCGGCCAUUUUUCUCCUCAUGUGAAACAUUGCAGCAUCAGAUCACAAAGACCUGAAACGGUUCUGAUGAGAUGGAACAGCAGGUUGAUGGUUUUCAUUCGUUACGGCAGAGUCCAGCGGGGCCAUGUUCUGUACUUCUCAAUAAGGUCCAAACUGAUUUUCAUAGAAUGACUGAGAUGUGACACCUUAAAGCGCAGCACAAACGACGUCUGAUCGCAAUAAAUGCUGGGACAAUGUUCUGAUCGGUACGUCCUCUGCGUGUUGGAGCAAUAGCUUCCUUUUCUAAAAGUUGUAGCAGCCGGUGUGCUGCAGAGUUGGUGCAGCAGACUGCUCCGCUGACAUCAUAGCAUCAUCCAGGGUAAAAUGUGGUUAAAUCUGAACAUUUCAAGGUUCCUGUUAGUGGAUCUGAUGACAUCAGCGUUUUAAAGAACACAUGUCCUACAUGGUGUUGCACCACUGCAGCUGUUUUCCUGUUCCUCCGUGUUUUGGCCUUUUCUAUGGUUCUUUUUUAUAAUGAAGUUGUUCUAUGUGAUCAGAAGUUGUGAUGCAGUUUUGUUGUUUUUGAAUAUUUAAUGUCUCUGAAAUAUGGAUUAAACUCUCUUUGAACCAGU